This is a messenger RNA of Candida dubliniensis CD36, 942 nucleotides long. It is a transcript of the gene YUH2, whose product is annotated as Yuh2p. Gene Ontology annotation, biological process: protein deubiquitination; ubiquitin-dependent protein catabolic process. Lineage: Eukaryota; Fungi; Ascomycota; Pichiomycetes; Serinales; Debaryomycetaceae. The transcript has 2 exons. The record is from RefSeq and is a predicted model, not a curated record. Gene Ontology annotation, molecular function: cysteine-type deubiquitinase activity. The coding region runs from base 1 to 942 and encodes 313 amino acids. Gene Ontology annotation, cellular component: cytoplasm.
AUGUCUCAAAGUGGAUGGAAUACUAUAGAUUCGGAUGCAGGAGUUUUCACUGAAUUGGUGGAAAAAUUAGGUGUUGAAAACAUAGAAAUCAACGAUUUAUAUUCAAUUGAUUCAGAUACGCUUAGGGCCUUGCAGCCAAUACAUGGACUCAUCUUUCUAUUCAAGUACAGUAAAAUAGAUAGAGAAUUUGCCAACUCUAAUCAACCUAUAACCGGGGAGUACGAUGGAGAUUACUUAGACCAUGACAUAUUUUUUGCUCAUCAGACUAUCCAAAAUGCAUGCGCCACUCAAGCUGUGCUCAAUAUAUUGUUCAAUUUACAAGACGUCUCACUUGGUGAAGAAUUGAACAAUUUCAAAUCAUUUGUAACGGGAUUUGAUAGUGAAAUGAUCGGAGAAACCAUCUCCAAUAGUGAUUUAAUAAGAUCUAUUCAUAAUUCUUUCCUGACACCACAUUCAUUUGUUGAUGAAGACAAACCCGCACCACCUCCAGACAGAGAUGACAAGGAUGAUGGAUUGUUUCAUUUUGUUGGAUACAUUUUCAAACGGGGGAAAAUCUAUGAAUUGGAUGGGUUGAAACAGUAUCCAAUUUCCCAUGGUGCAUGCAACGGACAAGACGAAUUUAUUCAAAAACUACCUGCAAUUGUACAAGAACGUAUAUCAAAGUAUGGCAAUGAGUUAAGGUUUUCGUUGUUGGCAGUUACCAAUAACAAAUUGGAACAAGCACAAGCUAUGGGCGAUCAAGAGGAAAUUGCACACCAAUUGCAUAAGCGUGAACUUUGGAAAAAAGAAAAUGAGUUGCGUAAACACGAUUACACGGGGUUGAUAGUACAGCUAUUGAAGAACAUAAGCAAAGAGAAAAGUGACAAAGAAUGGGAUGAGUUUUUGCAGAAAGGCAGAGAUAAGACCCAACAUCUCAUUGCACAAUCAAUAAAGAAAACAUAA